AUGAGUGCGCUGCAGCCUCUACCAAGAUUCUUGCUCCCCAGGCUGAGCUGGACGGCUUCCCUGGGGAGCAGGUCUCUUGCCGGUGUUGUCGUCAUCUCGAGCCCUUUCAGCAAAGAGCAGCACCCCUGCCACGCUCAAGCUCGACAGUUCUCCCAGUGCAAGCCUGCGUCGCGGCGCCUGCACAGAGCUGCAAGCCAGCCAAGCUCGUCAAGUUUGCUACAACAGCCUGCGUUGCGCCGGGCCUUUCAUGCCUCGGCUCCCCGCAGCAGAGACCACCACUUCGACACGCUCAAGUUUGUCCAGCGCCUGCAGAGCGAAGGCUUCACCGAGGAACAGUCCACCGCCAUGAUGAAGGUCCUGAACGACGUCAUCGAGGAGAGCAUCCAGAACCUCACCCGCACCAUGGUCCUGCGCGAGGACGCCGCCAAGGCGACCUACACGCAAAAGGUCGACUUCGCCAAGCUGCGCUCCGAGCUGCUGUCCGCCGACAGCACCGAGUCCAACACGACGCGCGCCGCCCACGAGCGCCUGACCAACGACAUCGCCAAGCUGAGCUCCCGCCUGCGCGACGAGAUCGGCCGCACCCAGGCCAGCGUCCGCCUCGACCUCAACCUCGAGAAGGGCCGCAUCCGCGAGGAGGCCGUCAGCCAGGAGCUCAAGAUCAAGGAGACCGAGACCAAGAUCGAGCAGGAGGUCGCCACCCUGCGCCAGCAGCUCGAGCAGGUCAAGUUCCAGACCCUGCAGUGGCUUAUGGGCGUCUGCACUGGCUUCGCCGCCUUGCUACUCGGUGCCUGGCGCUUGCUGAUGUGA
This is a messenger RNA of Thyridium curvatum, 810 nucleotides long. RefSeq lists its product as uncharacterized. The record is from RefSeq and is a predicted model, not a curated record. The transcript is spliced from 2 exons. Gene Ontology annotation, cellular component: mitochondrion. Bases 1 to 810 code for a protein of 269 amino acids. NCBI's taxonomy places the organism in Eukaryota, Fungi, Ascomycota, Sordariomycetes, Thyridiales, Thyridiaceae.